Messenger RNA from Rhipicephalus microplus (southern cattle tick), 2496 nucleotides. Its product is annotated as BBSome complex member BBS2. The record is from RefSeq and is a predicted model, not a curated record. Gene Ontology annotation, biological process: DNA integration; non-motile cilium assembly. Gene Ontology annotation, cellular component: motile cilium; ciliary basal body; neuron projection. Gene Ontology annotation, molecular function: zinc ion binding; nucleic acid binding; protein binding. Lineage: Eukaryota; Metazoa; Arthropoda; Arachnida; Ixodida; Ixodidae.
AUGUCGCCGACCAAAGGCAGGGACAAUCUGGUGCCGCAGUUCACCUUUCACCUGAACCACAAGGUGCUUCCGCGCAGGGUCACCGUGGGAAAGUACGAUGGACUGCACCCGUGCAUCACCGCAGCCACCGCCUCAGACAAGGUGCUGGUGCACAACAACCAGCAGCAGCGCAGUGGCGACCACUGGGAAGGCUGCGGGGACGUGUCCCUGCUGAACGUAAACCAGACGGUGAGCUGUCUGACGGCUGACUGCAUCAAGCCGGGGGCCAAGGAGGACGUCCUGCUGGUGGGCACGCCCACGGCACUGCUCGCCUACGACGUCGAGAACAACUGCGACCUUUUCUUCAGAGAGGUCGCUGACGGCGCCAACAGCAUGACCACGGGAUACCUGGGCACCCUGCGCAACCCCGUGGCGCUAGUGGGCGGCAACUGUUCCAUCCAGGGCUUCGACCACGAGGGAGAGGACGUCUUCUGGACGGUGACCGGCGACAACGUGCGGGCGCUCGCCUUGUACGACUUCAACAAAGACGGCCUGAAUGAGCUGCUCGUCGGCUCGGAGGACUUCGACAUCCGCGUGUUCCGCGGUGACGUGAUCGUGGCCGAGAUCGGCGAGAGCGAGGCCGUGACGGCGCUGUGCCCGCUGACGCUGGACUGCUUCGCCUACGCACUCGCCAACGGAACGAUCGGCGUCUACCGAGCCACAGAGCGCCUUUGGAGGAUCAAGUCGAAGAGUCAAGCGGUGUGCCUGCACGGAUAUGACAUCGACGGCGACGGGAAGCCAGAGCUCAUCACAGGCUGGAGCAAUGGAAAGGUGGACGCGCGCAGCCUGACCACGGGCGAGGUGGUGUUCCGCGACAGCAUGGCGCACGGCGUGGCGGGCAUCGUGCAGGCCGACUACUGCCUGGACGGACGCGAGCAACUCAUCGUGGUCUCGGUCUCGGGCGAAGUCCGUGGCUACCUGCCGGCCUCGGCUGAGCUCCGACAGCAGAUGGUCGACGCCACCUUCGAGCAGGACACAGUGCGCGAGCUGAGCCGCAAGAAACAGACGCUGAUGCUGGAACUGCGCAACUACGAGGCCCAGUCCAAGGACGGCGACCAGCAGUACGGAUCCAUUCCGGCCAACACGCAACUGAAGACACUCCUUGCUAUCAACUCCGGAUCCGACGGCAUCCCGGUGAGCGAUGCGCAGCCUCAUGUCGAGGUGGCCCUGGAGACGAACAACGAGACCGUCAUCCGGGCGGUGAUCCUCUUCGCCGAAGGCAUCUUUGACGGAGAAGCCUCGUCUUGUGACCACCCGAAGGACGAGCAGGUGCAGUCCGAGGUGAGCCUGCCACUGUGGCCGCCCAAGGACCUGGCCGUCGACCUGCACUUCAAGGUUUUCGUGGGACACCGAGACAGCGACCACUACCACGUGUUCGAGCUGUCGCGGCAGCUGCCCCGCUUCGCCGCCUACCUACUGCUGCCAGAGGGGCCACGUGACACGCCAUUGGGAAGCGUCCGCUUCCGAAUCAACGAAAGGCCACACAGGGUGGCGUCGUGGGUGAAUCAGAACUUCCUUUUGGCCGAGGAGCUGCAGUACCAGGACUCCUUCAGGGUGAGCUUCCUCGCACUGCGAUGCCUGAAGCCGAUCACCAUCGACGUGCAGACUAGCGGGGAGGUGAGCAUCGAGACGGGCCUGAUGGACGUGGCUGCCGACAUGGUGCAGUCGCUAGCCGCGUACCUGGAGAUCGAGGAUCUCGAGUCGAGGGCCCACUCCCUGACGAGUAUGAACGUCUGGGAUCCUGGUCGACAAGGUGGGCGCGAACCUGGGGCCGCGGAGGGCGGCAGACACCGCAGCAGCGGUGCCGACUUGAAUGAAGAGAUCCGUGACGAGCGCCGCCACGACCGCCUGAUCGGAGUCGGUCUGACAGGGGCGGGUCGAAGGCUUGGGCCAGGCGGCACCACCGAAGGGGACAGGACGGCAAGGUCGCCGCCGGACUUCACUUGUGAACCCGCGAAACGGAGCCCGCCGGCAAGGCUCACCGACCGCUCAUCCCGUUUCCCGACGGGCGAGCAGGCCCGGUGUCGGUCGGGGCGCGUUGCACUCACGCGCGGUGUGACCACGCUCAAGAUCUUAUUGGUGGCUAAAGUUCGGGAGCACGAGUCAGCGCGGCUCACCAUCUCGGCCAACAUGGCUGACACAGCGAGCAUAGUGCGUGGCCUGCUGCUGCGCGCCGAGGACUGCCGCCUGCUGCGAGAUUACGACGGUAUGCGCCGCUGGUACCAGGAGCUGCAGACGCUAAACCGUGAGCUGUUCAGUGAUCACCGGGUGCGUUGCCAGAGCCACGAGGAGCUGUCCCGCUGUGUGCGCGCACUCAACCGGGGCAUCGAGAGGGCCUCGGCCCUGCGGGUGGGACGAUACAAGGCCGCCACUGUGGCCGCCUGUCACCAGGCCUUGGCGCCAACUGCCGAGGGGGGCGCCCUGCUGCAAGUGCUCAGCCGAGGAGCGACGGCGUGA